Molecule: messenger RNA, 3200 nt
Organism: Rhineura floridana
Lineage: Eukaryota; Metazoa; Chordata; Lepidosauria; Squamata; Rhineuridae
Product: zinc finger protein 420-like
Exons: 3
Coding region: 462-1928 (488 amino acids)
Source: RefSeq, a predicted model, not a curated record
CGGGCGGAAGCGGCGUCGUCCAGUCGAGAACGAGUCGAGAGCCGCUUCCCGGCCGGCCGCCCUCUCCGCGGACUCUUUGGCGACGGGCUGCGUCGGUGGGGAUCCGAUGAGCUCCUCGCAGCGCAGUGAGAGACGCAGGCGGCGCGGCGGCAGAGCCAGGAGCGGCCCGCUCGCUCGCUUACUCUGCUUACCGGGACGGAGGAGGAGGGGAGUUCUUGCCGGCUGGGGGGGGGCGGCCCGUGGUGUCACCCGGUGCGGCCCGCACCUGCCGCACUGCCCUAGUGACGCCCCUUGAAAUAUCCAAACAGGGCUUCAUCUCUUCACUGGAAGGACAAGCUCCCAUUGGAUGGGGCGUUGAUGAAGGGGAGAUAUCUGCAGCAGAUGAUGGGCAGAAGAAUGAGAAUUAUAGGAAAUCACCGAUGGUGUCAUUGGUAAUAGCCAAGGGUGAAGCAUAAAAAGAGAUGGUUGAAAAUCACAGGAGCCCAAAACCAUCUGAAGGAAACCAGUCAAAGAAUGGGAGGAAGAAAUCCUCUACUUCUCAGAGUUUGCCUCACAGAAUGCACAGAGGAAAGAAAUCAUUUAAAUGCAUGGAAUGUGGAAAGAGCUUCUCUCUAAGCGGUAAACUUACUAAACAUCAAAGAAUCCACACAGGGGAGAAACCAUUUGAAUGCAUGGAAUGUGGAAAGAGCUUCAAUCAAAGGGGUAACCUUACUAAACAUCAAAGAAUACACACAGGGGAGAAACCAUUUGAAUGCCUGGAAUGUGGAAAGUGCUUCAGUGAGAACCGUACCCUUACUGUACAUAAAAGAACCCACACAGGAGAGAAGCCAUUUAAAUGCAUCCUGUGUGAAAAGAGCUUCAGUCAGAACUGUGACCUUUCAUCACAUCAAAGAACCCACACAGGGGAGAAGCCAUUUAAAUGCAGGGAGUGUGGAAAGUGCUUCACUGACUGUGGUAGCCUCACUAAACAUCAAAGAACCCACACGGGGGAGAAACCAUUUAAAUGCAUGGAGUGUGGAAAGAGCUUCAGUGAGGGAGGUAAGCUUACAUUACAUCAAAGAAUCCACACUGGGGAGAAACCAUUUAAAUGCAUGGAGUGUGGAAAAAGCUUUAGGGUGAACUCUCACCUUACCACUCAUAAAAGAAUCCACACAGGGGAGAAGCCAUUUAAAUGCAGGGAGUGUGGACAGAGCUUCAGCGUAAGCAAUAGCCUUACUUUACAUCAUAGAACACACACGGGGGAGAAGCCAUUUAAAUGCAGAGACUGUGGACAGAGCUUCAGCGUCAGCAAUAGCCUUACUAUUCAUCAAAGAACGCACACAGGGGAGAAACCAUUUAAAUGCAUGGAGUGUGGAAAGGGCUUCAGUGCACGGAGUAACCUUAGUAGUCAUCAAAGAAGACACACAGGGGAGAAACCAUUUAAAUGCAUGGAGUGUGGACAGAACUUCAGUCAAAGGGGUAACCUUACUAUUCAUCAAAGAACACACACGGGGGAGAAACCAUUUAAAUGCAUGGAGUGUGGAAAGACCUUCAGCGUAAGCAGUAGCCUUACUUUACAUCAUAGAACACACACGGGGGAGAAACCAUUUAAAUGCAUGGAGUGUGGAAAGUCCUUCAGUAUAAGCAGAAGCCUUACUUUACAUCAUAGAACACACAUGGGGGAGAAACCAUUUAAAUGCAUGGAGUGUGGAAAGAGCUUCAAUGAGGGGCGUAAGCUUACAUUACAUCAAAGAAGCCACACCGGGGAGAAACUAUUUAAAUGCAUGGAUUGUGGAAAAAGCUUUAGGGUGAACUCUUACCUUACCACUCAUAAAAGAAUCCACACAGGGGAGAAGCCAUUUAAAUGCAGGGAGUGUGGAAAGAGCUUCAGUCAAAGGGGUAACCUUACUAUUCAUCAAAGAACGCACACAAGGGAGAAACCAUUUUAAUGCAGUGAGUGUGGGAACAGUUUUAGUGUAAGGAGUAACCUUACUAGUCCUCAAAGAAUACACAUUUAAAGUAAUAGAAUGUACAGAGAACUUUCGUGUGAGCCUUGCCCUACAUCGGUAAACUAUAGGGCUGGUGGAAUUUAUGUAGUCCAAGAUAAUAUUUAGCAAUGUUAAGUUUUUAGUUAAUUUAAAUUUUCGGGCUACAAAUAUUAAAGCCCUGUGUAGCUUGGUCCAGGAUACCCAAAAUAUAGUCUCACCUGCUAUCUACCAAACCAGUCAUUGCAGUCUGCAGCAGAGGGCUUCUUGGCACAUAUCUAAUCAGUAGGUCUGUUCUGUAUGAUGAAUGCAGUAUUUAGUGUGCUGGCACUUACCUUCGGAACUCUCUGCUGUUACAUAUUAGGCGGCGUCUAUUUUUCUUUUUGAUGCCUCUUGAAGACCUUCCUGUUUCAACAAACCUUUUAAGGGGAGAUCUUUAUCCCACUCUGUAUCUGUAUUGGAUUUUAAAAUUAUUUUAAUUGUUUUUAUGUGUUAACCAUGUGAAAUUGUUUUUAUUUGUGGCAUUUUUGAUAUACAAUGCUUUGCAAAAGCAAUCAGACCCCAGACCAAUGCUCUCAUAUUACUAAAUUACAAAUGGUACAUUGUAAUUUCGUUCUGUAUAUUUUAUUUUGAAACACUGAAACUCAAAAUCAAUUAUUGUAAGGUGACAUUGGUUUUAUGUUGGGAAAUGUUUGUGAGAAACAUACAAAACUGAAAUAUGUUGCUUGCAUAAGUAUUCAACCCCCACACAUUAAUAUUUGGUAGAGCCACUUUUCGCUGCAGUAAUAGCUUUAAGUCUUUUGCAACUUCCUGCAUCGCUCUGGGGGAGAGGCAUCUCAGUUUUCCAAAGGGCCAAUGAACUGCACUCUGGUUCUUAGAGAGGCGGGAAGUUUUAAUCACAAGGGGGGGGAGAUACAAUACUGAAUGAGGAGGAGGGGCGGCUUCAUUCCUUCCCUCCCUCUGGGAGGAGAAAUCAGCCUUGGAGAACAGGAGGCUGGCGCUUACAGAGGGCAUUGGGAUGCAACAUGGAGAGGGGGGGGUUGGGGGAAAAUGGGGGAAGACCCCCCCCCUUUGGGAAUCCCUGGUUCAUGCAAUCCAUGCUGGAGAGAUCAGAGAUCUACAAGGGGCUGGAGGGGGAAGGAGAACCGGGCUUUUGUUGCUGCAAAAGCUCACCUGUCUCCCCCCCUCACUUUGGUGCGGGGAGUUCAGCGCAUUAGCACAGGCCCAUGGGGCCGU